GCAGCGUUUCCGUCCGUUCAAGUGACCUAAAAUUGGCCUUUAUUUUUAAAAAUGGACGCCGCAAACACGCACCCGCUUGGAGGUCGCCCCGGUAGCUGCACCGGAGGAGCGGCAGGUGUUGGUAGCGGUGGAGGUGGAAGAAUGCCAGGAGGUGGUGGUGGAGGAGGAGGAGGACCAGGCAGUUCAAGUCCGCAGCAGUUUUGCCUUCGAUGGCACAAUCAUCAGGCAAGCCUACUUAGUUCGCUACCGUUGCUGCUCGAUCAGUCACACCUUACCGACGUAACGCUUAUGGCGGAAGGGCAGAAGAUCAAAGCGCAUCGCGUUGUGCUGAGUGCGUGCAGUACAUUCUUUUCCGAGCUGUUCCGAACGCUAGAUGGCGCACAGUAUCCGGUGGUGGUGUUGCCCGGUGCAUCCUACCACGCCGUUGCAGCACUGAUAACCUUCAUGUACUCGGGCGAGGUGAACGUGUACGAGGCACAAAUAUCCGUCCUGCUAUCGCUGGCCGAAACGCUGGGCAUUAAAGGAUUGGCCGACAUUAAUAAUAGUAAUCCCAACAAAUCGAGCACACCGUCAACGGAAGCUUCAUCGUCGAGGGAUUCUGACGUACCUUCACCUUACCAUUCGAUGAAGGUGUCCUCGCCGGUGGACAACUUCUUCGCCCGGCCGUACGGAUUUGGGUCGGAGGUGUUUGAAAUGCGAAACAAUGCGCAAGCCCUUAAUCUGAUCACCAACUCCGGAGGAUCAAAUGGAGGAUCGAACGGUAGUGCUAAUGCAGCUAACAAUCAUAACGAUGGCUUCUCCGGCAACACCAGCACCGCCGCCAACAACAACACGCUCGUGGGGAAGUCUCUUACAUCGAGUGAUCUUUAUGCACGAUUUGAAGCCGAUCGUAACGAACAACUGUCCGCUGAAGCUCUGUGCAAGAUGAACGAACUUAAUCUCCACGCAGAAACCGCCCUCAUGAAGGAGAAACAGCAUCACCUGAACCGUGCUAUUACACCGAUCCGAGGACCAACCUUUGCACAUCAGCAACAGCACCAACACUCGCCACACUUGACUAAUCCUGGCGAUAGUCGCGCAAUCAUCGACUCGGCCAUGUACGGGAACUACGGCAACGAUAGCUCCCGUGACUGCAAACUACCCAAUGGGCCACUGCUGUUGGGCAUGAAGCUGAAAGAGGAAGAUCUUUCCGAUAGCAUCCAUCAGUUGAACCAAUCGUACGGUUCCGUACCGUCUACUCCAACCGCCCAAACACCGGGACAGGAGGAUGCGGCGGGUCGCAUCACACAAACAUCCAACACGCGCAAAACUCUCAGCGCCCAGGAUACGGCUACCAGCAAGCGAAAAAAGUUAGAACAGAUUGCCGAAAAUCUGUUCGAAACGCUUAAACAAUCCACCGAAGGUGCAAAGCUACCGCUGCAUCUGUUCAACAAACCGCCCACCGUAACGCCCGUGAGCACCACGCAAAAUCCGUACCUUGCUCACCAUUUCCUCACGAACGAAAGUGCCUCAAAGACGCCGGAAAACUUUAGCCUAGAGUCUUCCCAUCCGAAUGCUGCUUCCAACACGAACACACGCGCUUCCCCGAUCGCUACGGCGACGUCGAUUGGGACCGCUUCGUCACCGACCACAACGCCGGGUUCGCUUCUUGCGCUGACACCUUCGCCCGGUAGUGCCAACGAGAAUCUUAUCAAAACGCUUCACAUUACGCAUCCGUCGCAGGUGGUUGCACUGCAGCAGCAGCAGCAUCAGCAAUCGCCACAGCAACCUUCCACUCAGAAGCCACCAUCUUCGAAACUGUACGCCACGUGCGCCAUUUGCAACAAGCAGCUUAGCAAUCAGUACAAUCUGCGAGUUCAUCUGGAAACUCAUCAGAAUGUCCGCUACGCAUGCACUGUUUGUUCGCAUGUCUCCCGAAGCAAGGAUGCGCUACGAAAGCACGUGUCCUAUCGCCACCCGGGAACGCCAAGUCCUUGCGAUCCCGAUACGAAGCGGAAGCGCUCCAAGGGCACUUCUUACAGUCAGCUUGCCAAGCAGGAUGGACUUACUGAACAGCAGGCAGCCGCAAUACUAAGCCACCAACAACAGCAACAACAUCAACAAAAUCAACAACAACAACAGCAGCAGGCCAGUAACUUGUUGGCCAAUCUUACAGGACAGGGUCCACUGCCCUCGCUGUUACAAACUUUUGCUGCCCACCACAAAUCGGCCGCACUACUCUUCAACCAGACAGCUUCAGUGGCGGCAAUGGCACAGUCAGGCGCUAGUAGCUCAGCAUCAACUUCCGCGCCAGCCGCACCGUCAGCACUGGAACCCUCCAGCGUGAAGCGUGAAGUUCCUAGUGAGGUGGUAGAGUCAAAAUCCGACAGCAAGUCGAAUGAUACGAAACCGGAUGACCCAACAACGCCAGCGACCAAACAAUCUGACAAAGACAUUUAA
This is a messenger RNA of Anopheles maculipalpis, 2439 nucleotides long. Its product is annotated as protein abrupt. Gene Ontology annotation, cellular component: nucleus. The record is from RefSeq and is a predicted model, not a curated record. NCBI's taxonomy places the organism in Eukaryota, Metazoa, Arthropoda, Insecta, Diptera, Culicidae. The coding region runs from base 52 to 2439 and encodes 795 amino acids. Gene Ontology annotation, molecular function: protein binding. Gene Ontology annotation, biological process: regulation of transcription by RNA polymerase II. The transcript is spliced from 4 exons.